Messenger RNA from Xenopus tropicalis (tropical clawed frog), 2104 nucleotides. It is a transcript of the gene chrna3l, whose product is annotated as cholinergic receptor, nicotinic alpha 3 like. Gene Ontology annotation, molecular function: transmembrane signaling receptor activity; extracellular ligand-gated monoatomic ion channel activity; monoatomic ion channel activity. Gene Ontology annotation, cellular component: membrane; protein-containing complex; presynapse. The transcript is spliced from 6 exons. The record is from RefSeq and is a predicted model, not a curated record. Gene Ontology annotation, biological process: excitatory postsynaptic potential; monoatomic ion transport; regulation of postsynaptic membrane potential. Bases 73 to 1569 code for a protein of 498 amino acids. Lineage: Eukaryota; Metazoa; Chordata; Amphibia; Anura; Pipidae.
CAUCAUUAGAAAAAGAUCUGUUUUGCUGUCAGUUUGUAUCUCUGGCAUUGUAGUGUUUCCCCAGAUAUACAUAUGCUCGCAGUGCUGGAUAACACUUUCUCUGCAAUGAGGGAAUUGCAUGGACUAUUCAUCUGCUUUUUUCUUCUCUUUCUGAGUGCAGGAUUCUUUUGCUCAAAUGUAGAACACCGCCUAUACGAGGAUUUAUUGAAGUCCUACAACCCUUACAUUCGACCUGUGAUGAAUGUGUCUGAUCCAGUUAUUCUCCACUUUGAAGUAUCAAUGUCUCAGCUUGUUAAAGUGGAUGAAGUUAACCAGAUCAUGGAAACCAACCUGUGGCUGAGACAUCUAUGGAAUGACUACAAGUUGAAAUGGAACCCAAGUGACUAUGGUGGUAUUGAGUUUCUUCGAAUUCCUGCAAGUCAGAUCUGGAGACCUGAUAUUGUCCUGUAUAACAAUGCAGUGGGAGCAUUCCAUGUUGAUGAUAAAGCCAAAGCAGUGGUGAGAUAUUCAGGAGAUGUAACCUGGAUCCCUCCAGCUAUUUUCAAGAGCUCCUGUAAGAUAGAUGUGACCUUUUUCCCAUUUGACUACCAGAACUGUUCCUUGAAGUUUGGUUCUUGGACAUACGACAAAGCAAAAAUCAAUCUAGUGAUGAUUGGUUCUAAAAUAAACCUUAAAGAAUUUUGGGAAAGUGGAGAGUGGGUCAUUAUCAACGCUCCAGGAUACAAGCAUGAAAUCAAGUACAACUGUUGUGUGGAAAUCUACCAAGAUAUCACAUAUUCCUUGUAUAUACGCCGGCUGCCAUUAUUCUAUACUAUUUAUAUAAUAAUCCCAUGCCUUCUUAUCUCCUGCUUAACCAUCUUGGUUUUUUAUUUGCCUUCUGAUUGUGGAGAGAAAGUUACCUUGUGUAUGUCUGUUCUUUUAUCUUUAACAGUCUUUCUUCUGGUUAUAACAGAAAUCAUUCCUUCUACGUCAUUAGUCAUUCCGCUUAUAGGCGAAUAUCUGCUUUUCACAAUGAUAUUUGUAACCCUUUCCAUAGUUAUAACUGUGUUCGUGCUUAAUGUGCACUACAGGACUCCCAAGACACAUACUAUGCCCCACUGGGUAAAAAGGUUUUUCUUGCAUUUGCUUCCAAAAGUCAUGUUUAUGACUAGGCCAGAAAAGCAACCAUAUGCUUUAAAGCCACAGGCAUACUUGGACAUCAGCAGUUCUGAGAUCCGAAGCUGUCAAGAUCAAUUGUUCUAUCAAGACAGUUCAUGUGCAUGUGGCCAGCUGAAGCGACUGUACACCUCAGACACUGCCUGUAAUGUCACAAGAGGUUCCAGCUUAGAAUCAAUGUACAAUCUGGGUUUGCAUUCAGGUUCAGGACUAUCACCAGAGAUAAGAGAAGCCAUAGAAGAUGUACAUUUUAUUGCUGAGAACAUGAAGGCACAGGAUGAAGCAAAGGAGGUACAAGAUGAUUGGAAAUAUGUUGCAAUGGUAAUCGACCGUAUUUUCCUGUGGGUUUUUGUUCUGGUCUGUAUUCUGGGAACUGCUGGACUUUUCUUACAACCGCUGUUAUUCAGUGACUAAACACUUCAGGUUUUACAGACAGGGAAAUCUAGCUGUGUAUUACAGGUUUAGAAUUAGGGUUACUCAGAACGCUUGGGACAUGCAUCUCCAGAUAAAGGAUCCUUCCGUAAUUUGAAUCACUAUACCUAAAUCAUUUAACCAUGAAAUAAACCCAUUAGGAUUGUUAUGGACUUAUGCAGUGUAGUUACCAUCAAGAACAACCUACUGUUACAUUGUUACAGAGAAAAAAAAAAUUAAAAACAUUUAGAAUUAAAAAAUUGACUGUGUGGGAGAUGGCCUUCUUGUAAUUUGGAGCUUUCUGGAUAACAGAUUUCCAGGUAACUGAUCCCAUACUUUUAUAGUGUUAUAGGUUUCAGAGCAUGAGUUUGUACAGACUGCAUAUCAAUUUAUGUGUAAGUAAUGGUUACUUGCUCAUGGGCAUUACCCAUGCUAAUUUAUUUGAAGAACAUUUAGAAUAUAGUUUUUUAUGAGUUACAAAUGUUACUUAUAAAUCUUUAGCCAUCAAAGUGUUACAUUAGAUACAGGUCUUAUCUGA